GCCCACUGUAUUCAUUCACAGUUCUGAGCUUCUAUUGAACCAAAAAGAACCUAGAAAAAGCCGAACCAAAAUGUUCAAGUUCCUGCUUUUGCUUUCAGCAGUUGCUGCUUUCGCUGCUUCAGCCGGCCUUAAGAUAAACCCUGAUGAGCUUCACAUCAUCUGGGACACCAUCGAAAAGGACAUCAGGAUCCGUCAACAAGAAGCCGAGUUGGAAAUCCGCAACCUGUUCGAUCCCCUUCGCAUUUUGGUUGAUGGCGCUAAAGAAAAAUUGGUUGUAGACAUCUUUGAAGCCAACGAGAAGAUCCAAGACGCAAUUAAGAGGAUCGAAGAAGAACCUCAUCUCCACGACGUCUCCCACUGCAUUCGAGAGGCCGAAGAAGAGCUGAAACGUGUUGACGAUGAAUUGGUCAGAGAACACACUGAAACAUACGAAAGGAUCCAAAGGGAAGCCGAAGAAGAAGUAGACCGCGCCAUCAGGAUCACCACCGACAUUGUGGACGAAAUUGAAAUAUUCGGAAGAAGAGUAGACACCUGCAGGGAUGUUGAAUGCGCCAGUGAGUUGGAUGUUGAAAUCGUCACCUUGUACGAAAGAAUCGUCAGGGACUUGGAUGGAGCCCUUGAAAUUGCCAACGAAGCCGCUUUGAUCAAAUUGGGACUUGAACUGGACCAAGCCCAAUUGGACCAUGAAAGGUACGAAGAAGGAACCCGCCACUUGCUUGAAGAAGUCAGAGCUUGUGUUGAUGAGCGCGUUUAAAUCUACCAGUCACCAUUCUUAAUAGUUGAUUGAUUAUAUGCAUUGAUUUCAAUAAAUUUAUUGGGUGCCCACUUA
Messenger RNA from Dendroctonus ponderosae (mountain pine beetle), 829 nucleotides. Its product is annotated as paramyosin. The coding region runs from base 71 to 754 and encodes 227 amino acids. NCBI's taxonomy places the organism in Eukaryota, Metazoa, Arthropoda, Insecta, Coleoptera, Curculionidae. The record is from RefSeq and is a predicted model, not a curated record. The transcript has 3 exons.